AUGUACAGUAUUUAUAUGUACUCUAUCCAUGUAGGUCUAAGUAGAGAAGGCCGCUCAAUCACGUUGAAUUUGACAACAGAACUUCUUUUAUUACUUUGUGGAUAUUUGACAUUUGUACCGGCUGUGCAGGUAAACCUCAACUGUAUCUUUAUGCAUUGAUAUCCUCUUGUAAGUCGCCACACUUCUUCAGUUAGCUUGAAUACGAAACAAUGGUGUAGAUUGCUGGUUUGUAGUCAAUCCUUUGGGAUUGAUAAGACAAAGAUACGGCAGCGGAGAAAACCUCGGACCCGCGAACAGGCUGCGUAGGAGACUAUGUUUGGGGAGAACAGGCCAACAUGGGUUUCCGGUUUCCCAUCCCUACUUGUAAUGCUGCUCAAGAGUACUUUGAACCCCAAAUUUAACCAUUAUUGUAUGCUCAUUUACAUAAUACUGUGUUCGCAUAUUAACACACAUCUUCACAAGUGAAUGGGUUAACGCCCGGAACUUUUCCAUAAUAAAGGACACUUUGUUCCAUCUGGCGAUAACAGUGCUUUGAAUGAAACCUGGGGGCUGGGGGUAGACUUGCCCCUCAUGCCUGAUUAUUUGCGUAUUUUAUCACGUGAUACUGUUGUACAUAAAUUACGUUCUUUAUAUGAAAUGUUUUUCCUGUGUUAGGAAUUCUGUAUGGUUGGAGGAGUCGGUGUUCUGACUGAUUUUUUCCUACAAAUUGUUUUCUUUGCAACCGUUCUGUCCAUUGAUCUACGUCGCUUGGAGGUAAAAUAGUUGUUUUUAUGCAUUAUGAAUUUUUUAUUAUAUUUUUCUGUAGAAACUUUCGUAUAUAUAUACUACAGGAAAUGCAAGAUUGUUCGAUGCUUCUCCGUACAUUAAAUAUUUCGAGUUUUAAACCACCCUUACCUGAUGGACCGGGCCUGUUAGGUUAUAUGCUGAUAAUUACAGUAAAUAUAUGCAUGUCAAAAUGUUUAGUUUAUAUAUGUUCAAAUUAUAAACUUUUUUGUUGUUUUUAUUGUAGCCUCCGUCGAAGUAUUUAAUAUCUCCACAUGUGGUAAUUCCUGGUACGAGAUUAUUUCUAUGUUAUGUACUUUACUCAUGUAUGGCAAUAUAUGUUUAAAGCCGCUUUUCCACUAAGCGAAAUUUUGCGCGCGGAGCGGAAUUUUUCUUUGUCUUUUCUAUAAUUAGUUCCAGUCGAGAAAUCACAAGACAAAGAAAAAUUCCGCUCCGCGCGCAAAGUUCUGCCUAGUGGAAACCGGAUUUUUUUAUAUUUUAGACUUAACUAGGAACAGCUGCGAAAAAUGCAACAACAGGCAGGAAUCGAACCUGUGGCCCUGUGAUUCCGGUGCAGUGCUCGAACCAAUUGUAUACAAUUUCCGCUCGAAAUUUCCAUCAAACAAAAAAACCCUUUCAAGGAAACUAGCUGACGUGACCUAAUGUUUUCAGUGGGAUGAAGGCGUUGAAACCUAGUUGCAAACCAAAUUCUCAAAAAUGGCAUGUUUAGCGAUAAUAUACAGCUAAACAUUUUAGUCAAAGAGCAAAUAAAUAUAACUAGGCCAUUCUACGAUGAAAUCUCUAAGUAUUCCCGGUCAAUUUUAGCAAAUAUUUCAAGCACUAAACAGUGAAAAAUGCAUCGCAAAUUUCGUUAAAAGUGGCGACGCCAAUUUCGUAGCUACAAAUGUAAAAGAAAUACAAAACAAAGACGAAAAACAUUUACUUUGAAUACUUUGUCGUGACUUAGGCAUGUUUUUAAAACAAUUAGACCAGUUUAUGCUUCAAUAUUACUCUUUUAAAGCGGAAAAUAUAGCGGAACAACAAAAAUGCCGAGAACUUUGGUAUAUAUUCGCAAUACGCGUGACGUCACAGAUUGCAGCUAGGUUUAGACUGUGACGUCAGGAAGUUUCCUAUCCAGUUAUUUUACAAUCCAUGGUUCUAUCAAGCGAGAUGCCGAAAAAUCUUCAUAUUUAUACUAAUAUGUGCAGGGUGUAAUAAUUCAAAAUUUUAAGUUGUACCUGUCUGGUACUUCAAUAUACUUGAGCUGGUUCAAACUUAUAUAACUUACAAUAUACAUAAAAAUGUUACUCAACUGUGAUUGGUUGAUUUCAGUGCAGUUAGUCCAAAACAGCAGUGCACAAAUACGUAACAACAGCGCAAAAAUCUGUAACAAAAUUAUCUGAUUGGUGGAAAAACAAUGGGAUCUAAAAUCAAUUAACUAUAAGCAGUCCUCAAGUAACGACCACAGGUUGCUUCAAAACAGAACAAACAUGGCGGUAAUUUAAAAUGGUAAAGAGUUAAACAAUGGACCUUUAACCUUAUAACUAACAUUUUGAUCUAGACAAGUCAAGACAAAAAUUUCAUCACAGCUUGAAAGAGCAUCUCAAAAUUAGUAAUAUUCCAAACUUUCGUUGCGAAAUGUUGUAAAAUGCGGAUAAUAUAGCUUUGCGAAGUUUGCAAUUUUCAGUCAUUUUAGAUUACAAACGGGAAAUUGAUACCCAAACACCCGAUUUGGGUAUCAAUUUCCCGUUUGUAAUCUAAAAUGACUGAAAAUUGCAAACUUUGCAAGGCUAUAUUAUCCGCAUUUUACAACAUUUCGCAACGAAACUUGGAAUAUUACUAAUUUUGUGAUGGUCUUUCAAGCUGUGAUGAAAUUUUUGUCUAGAUCAAAAUUUUAGUUAUAAGGUUAAAGGUCCAUUGUCAAGCCGUUAGCGUUGUAUAAUGUGGGUGCAUGUGUGACUAAACAAAGCAGGAAACCUUUGUCAGCGGACGGUUUGCUAUAAACGUAAGUUAAAACUACAAUUGUUUCGAACAUUUUUAUGUAUAUUAUUAAUACGUAAUAGGAUGGUUUCUCGUGAGAUUUGGAUAAAAUAAGUACUCGUGAGUUUUCCAAAGAACUCGAAUAGCACUCGCCCUUCGGACUCUUGCUAUUUUUGAUGAUCUUUGAAAAACUCACUCGUGCAUGUUUUAUCCAAAUUGCGCUCGAAACCACCCUAUUACCUAUACUAAUUAACUGGAUUAUUUCAAGUGCAUGGACCUAAUUGCUUUUAGUAUUUUGUGCCUGAAUUAUCUUAAUGUUCAUUUCCACUUUGCCAUCCACAGAUAACCCAGAGCAGGAUACGAGAGACAGGCAGUCUCCAAAGAAGCCCGAGCCUCGAGAAUCAAACAGUUGGAGUGAUGUUUUGACGUAUUUUUACAAUCCAAGGAAAAUAUUUUCCUUUCGUCAGGAUCUUCCAAAAAGACUUAACUUUGCUUAUUUUUGGGCCAGAACCAGAAUUGUGCAAAAAGGAAUAAUGGUGAGCUAAAAGCCUUCAUUAGUUAUCAUACAAACAAAGAAAGAAAUGUCUACCUAAAGGAUUGAGGUGGAUCGUCGAUCGUGACGAGUAUGAACAACUGGUCAACCUGAAAAAAGGUUGAAACAAAGUUUUCCUGCAUGAAAUUUUUGUCUUUUUCCAGGGCCGUCGAGAGGCGUGUGGCCUGGGGCAAAACUUUCCCAGGGGCCCAUAUGACGUCAUAAUUGUAGAAUGGGAGAAGCGGUGUUUUACAAUACAUUAAACUUUUUUACAUAUUAGAGAGGUUAAGAUACCCCGGUUUCGGUGUACAUGUACGGGUACGGGUAGCAUGAUUUUGGUUAGCAAUAUUUUCGUCGAUGUCUGUACCUUUACUCGUAAUUAAGGUGCAUAUUUUUCGCAUUAUAUCAUUGUCUAUUGCAAGAAAACAGAAAAAGUAUGAUCGAAUUACAGACAUCAGUAAAACAAGAUGACACUACUCGUACCCGUAUACCGAUACCGGGGUAUCUUAACCUCUCUAUUAUUCGGCACUGGGAGCCCGGGACUUGGGAGCCCGGGACUUGGGAGCCCGGGACUUGGCAGCCCAGGACUUGGCAGCCCGGGACUUGGCAGCCCGGGACUUGGCAGCCCGAGACUUGGCAGCCCGGGACUUGGCAGCCCGGGGCAAAGUACUCCCUCCCCCACUCGGCGGGCCUGCGUUACUGUAAAAUUAUUGUAAAAUCAUGGAAACUGUGGGUUGUGAAUGUAAUUUGUGUGGGUCAUGUAUUCGUAUUAUUAAACCAAUAUCGCGCGAAAAUAUGUCUGAUAUCUUUGUUUUAUUCAGGUGUUUGCCAUCAUGUAUUUUAUAUACAUUGCAUCGAUAACUUUCAUAAAUAAAGAACAAGAUUCCCCAACUACAACAAAAGAUAUGAACGCAAAUGAUACUCACCAAAAUGUGUUGACAACAAACACUCCGAUGUCUAAAGAAAUGUUUUCACCACCAAAUAACCCUUCCGGUACGACAAACGAGGCAGUGAACUAUUUAUCAUCUGUUGUCACCAAAGAAGAAGACACCUUGAGUAAUGAAUCACAAAAACAUUUUCCGUGCAAAGAUGAGUUCAAGACUGAAGGAUUAUGGAGGAAUCUCUCGCUACGACAUUGGCCAGAGUUACUGGAUAUUUAUGGUGUUAAUGUUAUGGACAGGUAUGCACGUUGAACUAUAACAAACAUAUUCAUGAAAUAUAGCCUCUUGCGCAUGCAGGCGUCUUAAUCCCAGUGAGUUGGUCUCUACUAUACAGUAGAGAGGUUCAGAUUUGAUUUCCACUAAGUAACACUGUCUCCACCUCUCACUGGCUUAAUACGCAUUUGAUUGCAUGGUCAAUCACUGGAAAGAAUAGUGAAAUUCAUACUAUGGAAUUUGCGAUUGCAUCACUAAAUCUAUACUUUAUCCAUAGUAUGGAAAUUGCAAUUAGUGUGAAAAUUGGAUUUCCAUACUAUUUCCAACUAUAAGAUUCAUACUAUUUCCAUACUUUAUCCAUAGUUUAGAAAUUGCAAUUAGUGUGUGAAAAUUCGAUUUCCAUGCUAUUAUCAACUAAGAUCCAUACUAUUUCCAUACUUUAUCCAUAGUUUGGAAAUUGCAAUUAGUGUGAAAAUUGGAUUUCCAUAUUAUUUCCAACUAAGGGACCGGUCAUUAUUUAUGGUGGGGGGUGGCACCGAAGAGAAAAAGGUUGGGUAAUCAAAAUUUUGAGCAAGUAAAAGGUUGGGUAAAUGAAAAACAAAACAACUCAAGGGUUGGGUAACAAAAAUUUAUUGUCAUUUCCAAAGCAUGACCCACUGAAAUAUUGGAGACUGAAAAGCAAUGUCAACAGUCAUUUGUCAAUACAAUACGUGAAUCAAUCAGAGUCACUAUCUUGGUCAUUUUGACAAAACAAAUGGUGUUUCCAAAGAAAGUACAUUUGCAGACAACAUGAAACUUAUUUAGACUGCAGAAAAUUUCACAAGCCGUUAUCAAACUCAUGUCAUAGAAGUGAUAAAAGACAUGUGUGACAACUGAAUGGUAUCCUUUUGUAAAGUUUUUGGCCAGGGGUGGGUAAUUAUUUUUCAAUUUAUAUUUGAGGUUGGGUAAUCAAUUUUUUGUCUUUUUAAUGGUUGGGUCAGCAAAAUUUUUGCCACGAAAAACAUUUCUCUUCGGUGCCACCCCCCACCAUAAAUAAUGACCGGUCCCUAAGAUCCAUACUAUUUCCAUACUUUAUCCAUAGUAUGGAAAUUGCAAUUAGUGUGAAAAUUGGAUUUCCAUGCUAUUAUCAACUAAGAUCCAUACUAUUUCCAUACUUUAUCCAUAGUUUGGAAAUUGCAAUUAGUGUGAAAAUUGGAUUUCCAUACUAUUAUCAACUAAGAUCCAUACUAUUUCCAUACUUUAUCCAUAGUUUGGAAAUUGCAAUUAGUGUGAAAAUUGGAUUUCCAUAUUAUUUCCAACUAAGAUCCAUACUAUUUCCAUACUUUAUCCAUAGUUUGGAAAUUGCAAUAGUGUGAAAAUUGGAUUUCCAUACUAUUUUCAACUAAGAUCCAUACUAUUUCCAUACUUUAUCCAUAGUUUGGAAAUUGCAAUUAGUGUGAAAAUUGGAUUUCCAUACUAUUUUCAACUAAGAUCCAUACUAUUUCCAUAGUAAGGAUUUUGAAAAAAAGUUCCAGUGAAUCGGGUAGAUUAAAAGCAUCUGAUUGGUUACUGGUAGUGGUAGUGGUAGAAGUAAAAUCUGAACUUGUCCAGUAUGGGGCCAAAACGUGAAGUCAUCUGUGCAUGCUUUAGAGAAUGAAGAGCGACGUUUAAUUAGGCCUACAUACUCUGGUUAAUUUCCAUAUACUGUAGAUAUUGCUGUCAUAUUACAGACAUUGCUUGGGUUAGAGACCGAAAGAAUUCACACGCGAAUUUGCCCGGUUCUAUAUUUCCUCACACGGAAAUUCGUUAGCUGUGCUUAAAUUCGUCUGGUUUCAUCAGGUCUAGCCCGGUGAACUCUAUGAAAACUGGAAUGAUAACUCCGGGUUUGUUUUUAAAGCCAAGAUGGCGGAAAUUGAAGCCCGUGGUAUGCCCUAUAGGCCUCUACGCGGAAAUUCACUAAAUCAGUAAACUGCAUUAUUUUUCAGCCGGCUAUUUUUAAGUCCGGCUUUACCAUGGCCCUAAGAAACUAAAGCAAAUGGUCUUUCAGAAUAAACAAAUUUUAGAAACACUUCAUCGUGAAAAGCAAAGUUAUUUAACGAGUUAAAAACAUGUUCAGAAAAAACCCGCGAGAAACAUCAGCCAACUAGGGAUUUGAACUGAGCAGAGAACAAUAUGAACUUCAGUUGCAUCAAUCCUACCUUUUCGGGUAAGGUAUUUGCCACCAAAAAUGAGCAUUUGUGUGCAAAAACUGAAAAACGUCGAUCCGAAAAUCUUGUAUAAAUUUACACUCGAAUGAUUUCCAUCUACAAGACCCAUCAACUGAAAUAUUAAGUGACCACGCUGGUUGGGCUUCAGCUGGAAAAAAUAAUUGGAGUUGUUUAAAUGCAUCAUAUCGAAUGGAUGUUCUUUCUGCCCCAUUAUUAUCAUAAUUUUAAUUGCAACGUGUAGUCUUGCUGUAUAUUUUAGGUAUAUCAGUGUUCUCCCACCAAUCAAUCUCCAAUACAAGGUGGAUAAUUUAUAUAAUCUGGAUCCGGUAUCACAUGACAAUGAGAGUAUAUCAAAGUAUUAUCAGGAUUUUAGCAAAGAUUUAAGACGGACAUCGCUCAAUUAUGCAGUGGAGCUUGCUGGAUUUGUGAAAAUUCUAUAUCUAAUAACUGGUAUAUUUAUUAUCGUCACUGUGUAUCUUAUUUAUCAACUGCUGUCCACUCGACCCAGGCCGCCUAAUUUUAGAAAGUUUAAACCCAAUCCGAAGUCGAUAGUGCUUCUCACGUAUCCAAUAUUUCUGGAUGGUCACCGAAAGGUAAUUGCAUUUAUGCUGAUUUUGAAGCUUACGGAUUUCUAUUCAUACUUGCAUGUGAUUGGUUAGUUAAUCAGGGUUUGAAAUAACGACAGACAGGCACCAGUCACGUUGUCCAGUCAAACAUGUUUUUGUUCGAACACGACCCAUUUUUGGCCGGUCGAACAUUUAGUUUAUAGUUUUUAGGUAGGUUAGUUACUACUAAAAAUGAGCAUUUACGUGCAAAAACUGAAAAACAUCGAUCCGAAAAUCCGCUCCCGCGAAACCCACGCGAGAACUACACGCGUAUAUAAUACCUACAACAUUGAAGAAAUCACUCUAUUGGCCGCCAUGUUGGCUUCAUCCAAUCAUAGGGCCUUUUAUCUGGAGUUGUCGUUCCAGUCUUUAUAUAGGGUUCACUAUUUCAACCACAAGAGGGAAAAGCCUAGGAACGAGGUUGUAUUUCAACCACUGGUUUCAACCUCGUCACCAGUGCUGCCUCCUCCGCAGGCCCUCGUUGCGUCAUGGGAAGGUCACGAUUUCGAGAGGGACUGCGGAAUCUUGUAAAAUGAAUAAAUGGUAAAAGCGAAAGAAAUUUUAAAAUUAUUUUACAUUAUUUUACACGUAAACAUUUAUUACUUUUACUGAUUUUCAUUUUUCAUAUUCGUUGGGCCAUUUUAAUUAACAAGUUUCACGCCGCUUAUUUAUAUCCUGUUUAUAUUCAAGAUUAUGUAUCACUAUAAAUUAAUGUGCUGACGUGACGCCAGCGCCAUCUUUUUUACAAGAUUCCGCAGGCCCUCUCCAGAUUGUGUGUGACCUUCCCAUGACGCAACGAGAGCCUGCGGAGGAGGCAGUCACCAGCGCCCUCUGCAGAAUGCUCUGCGGAUACAGCCUUUCACAACUCCAAAGCAAACCAAAACUAUAUGUGGAAACUUAAACAUUCUUCCUGGCAUUUCUAACCGAAUUACAAGAAAUUAUAGCAUUAUUUAAAUCAUUCUGUACGUCUUGUACACAUUCGGUUGAUACACUUAAGCACGGACACGUCGUAGUUUUUUUAUGUAGAAAUCACCAUGUUUAUCAACUGGCCAUGCUUUCGAUCCAUUAGCCAGGAUUGUUAUCAGUGAAAAUAAUACAACUGACGAUGAACCAGACGUACGAAUCGAGAGCUUUACCAUGUAUAAAUAAACGCGGUGUUCCACAAAACAAAUUAACAAUUAUAUUUCUCGGAACCUUCACAGAACUUGUUACAUAUUUUAUUAUCUAGAAUAUAGAAUGUCUCGACUGCAACGCUAAUGUUAUCGUCAGCUCUUGUCUCGAGGGAACUGUUCGAGUUUGGGACUCUAAAACAACUGAGUGUAUAAGUGUUGUUGAAAGGGAAAGGUAAGUUUUUUUAAGGGUAAAUUGAGUUUUUACUUACUAUAAGAACGAUUUUAUUGUUACUAUCCAAGGGCUGCUUGCUUGGUCCAUUGAGAUACCAGUACUCGGUAGCCCCACAAUAAUUGGGUAAGAAAUAAGAAACUCAAAUGUCAUUUCUCGGCCUGUUUUAGAAAGCCACAGUGUGGGGCCAUUUACAUGCAUUCCAUUUAUCGGUUAAGUCGACUAGAAGAAAUCAUGGAAAAGAAUUUCACAUGUUAACAUUUCAAUAGAUGUUAAAAUAGAUCAUAGGGAAUUCCCUUAGGUGCACCAGCCUGUCAGUUUAUCUGAUUUAUGUAGUAUGUAUUUCAGUCGUCCGUCACAGAUUUGGUCGUUGCAUUGUUGGGAAGAUUUUGUUGCUAUGGGUUGUUCAAAUGGGGACCUCGAGGUAAUAUGAAUGAUAUAUUUGUAAAAAAUGGUCCAAAUACAACUUUACUCACCAUGUCAUGGUUAGGAUUUUAACAUUGUGCCUCUUCGUGCAAGUGUUUUUGUUUGCAUGUUCAGUUUUGGUUUACUGUUUUAUUUAACAAGAGUGGAAGGCCCAAAUAUAGAGUCACUAAACCAGUUAUUAUAGAGCGAUGAUCAGUGCCAAACGAGUUUCGUUCUUCUCAAUUUGUUUUAUUUACAAUUCAGAUUUGGGACUUCUCCAAAGAACGAAUGUGUUUUCUUUAUGAAAGUGAUCCUUGUGGAGUUACUGCAAUCCGUUACAUUUCUCACAGGUACGUUCUUAAAGGCACCUAGGUAGCACUGCUGAGAAGUAUUGUUCACAUCCACCUCCAUUAGUUUGAGCUGGAUAUUUAUCAUUUAACUUUCAGGGUGAACAAAGUUCUUUAUUAUACACCAAGUGUCUAAGAUCUAUUCUUGCAUGUCAUCAGACGAGAGCGUAUCACGUGAAUCUGGCAAUACCUUUAUUCACUGGUGAAUAAUGCAAUCUGUCCGUUAUUAUGAAUUAAAAAUUAUGGAGAUUUCUCGUUUCUUUUUCGUCAUAUUUCACACUUGGUAUAUAUAUAUAUAUAUAUAUAUACAAAUAUAAUAUAAUAAAGUACUUAUAGGCUUCGCUUCGGGAAACAUUGGCGGUCUUGGGUCCACAAAACAUACUGUUUCCCUCUGUCCCGGUUAAUAAGUGUUACCCUCGUUUUCAAAAUUACGCGACUUACCCGAAAAUAGUCUUAGUUCAAUGUCAGUUUUUUGUCACAAAAACUGCAUGCUAAAUUUAGCGAACGUAAACAAUACCGUUUUUAAUACCUAAGAAGAAUAUUGAACGAAAUGAGUGAAAGAAAUCGAUUUUUCGUCGAUACCAAGUAACCAAACCCACAGAUAGUUAAUGGACGGUUCUUUCUGACUCUUAAAUUAAAGAUGCUGCGAAGGAUGAACUUUUUACCAAGACGUAACCCUUGGUGUGACUUUUGUGAUAUGAUCAGUGUCGCAUCCUGAAUAUUUAAUGAUUUACAUACACCGGAUGAUAACGGAACCCUAAAAAUCUGCCUCAAAAUGUACCUACUUGUCUUAACUGAUAACCAUUUUCUUCAUGUUUUUUAGCAAAAUCCUUGUCGUAAGUCGACUGAAUGGUGCCCUUGAAUUUCUCGAACUUGGAGAUCGACUCUCACAUAACGUUGAUACAGAGAAUGUUGUACUACCAAGCAUGCGCAGGAAGACUCAUUCUAACCCAUCGUCGUGGAAGACUAUCAUUAAUAGUGUGUCACAUGAUCAAUUCCCUUGUCAUUCUCGUCGAGCUCAUAGCAAAACAAUCAGCGUUCUUGCAACUUACAAAGAUCUUGUUGUUUCUGGAAGUUAUGAUAACCUGCUUAAGGUAAUAAGCACAUCUUUAGUUGCCAAAGACCAUUUGCAGAUUACCAGAACCUACAAUUUCUGUUCCCAGGCUCUUUCCUCUUGUGGAGAAGGAAGGACCCUGGUAACAAAGUUGCAUAGGUUUCACUGUGAGUAGAGCUGGUCCCAUUGGUUCAUUUUCAUAAUCGAUAAAACGUUAUUAACAAUCAAUUAAUAUCGAUUAAUCGUAUUGAUUAAUCGAUUUAAAUUUGACAUGCGCCUCCCUUGUUGUCACCCAACAAUUCAGUCGGUAUUUACGUUUGGAAUUAUUGUUUACUCAAGAUUGUAGUUUGCACACUUUCUCGCGCACGCAGCUUUCACACAAGUAGACAACUGACAAGACAAUGACGAGGUUUAGUUUAUGUUGACACUUCUAAAUGGUACUGUAAAGGCCCAGAUUACUCCGGUUAUUGCUGAGUGUAAUCGAUUGUGAAAAAAACCCCAAAAUCAUCAAUUAAAACCCCAAAAUCAUCAAUCGAACAGUCGAUUAAUUGGGAGCUGCUACAAUAUCAUCCUUUCCUCAUUCCUUGUACAGCUUAUCUAAUAAUACCUUCACCUUUAUAGGUAUUUCGACCACAAACUGGCGUUUGUCUUUUCACCUUACGAGGUCACAGCACUCCUGUUACAGCACUCACGACAGAG
Paramuricea clavata is the source of this 11065-nucleotide messenger RNA. The record is from the annotation of a GenBank genome assembly. Lineage: Eukaryota; Metazoa; Cnidaria; Anthozoa; Malacalcyonacea; Plexauridae.